Colletotrichum scovillei is the source of this 2483-nucleotide messenger RNA. Its product is annotated as gamma-glutamyltranspeptidase. NCBI's taxonomy places the organism in Eukaryota, Fungi, Ascomycota, Sordariomycetes, Glomerellales, Glomerellaceae. Gene Ontology annotation, biological process: glutathione catabolic process. The transcript is spliced from 2 exons. The coding region runs from base 763 to 2460 and encodes 565 amino acids. Gene Ontology annotation, molecular function: glutathione gamma-glutamate hydrolase. Gene Ontology annotation, cellular component: plasma membrane. The record is from RefSeq and is a predicted model, not a curated record.
AUAACCAAUGAAGACUUGGAUACUGACAGUUCUGACUUACUGUUUGCACGCCGAUUCCCAGCCACUCACGCACUUGACUCGCUGUUUCUUGGCUCCAUGUUGGCUUCCAUGCAGGUUUCCUGCAGACUGCCCGCGCUAGUGGCUAGGUACAGAGUCCAGGACUCCAGAGGUUGCUGAUGCUUUGCAGUACUGGUAACACCUUGGUAGCUCACCGAACUUUGAAGCUCGACGUCACGAACCGGGCCGGGCCCUGCUGCUGAACGGCGAGGCGGACAGGCACACACGCGGGGAAGCUAGAUAGAACGUGGGACGAUUUGACACAGCAUCUUUCGAUUCCGCAAUCGGGUUUUCCCUAUCUACGGAAACGGGGCACAUCUGACAUUACCAACGAUUGCGAUAGGGUACAGCGGCUGCCGUUGGUGAUCUGCAGGCUACCGAAAUGAAGCCAUGAGCCUUUUCCACGUUCCCCCCCAACCUGUCGGGUCCAUAACCUCCUUGAUUUGUGGGCGAAGUCGGAGAGUCUGCUCGAUUGCGCCAUAGAGUGUGAAGUUUUCCGUUCAUAUUAAACGUGGGCAGCUUCUUCUCGUGGUUACCUCGCUGGUAUCCUGCUUCUCUCGGUUCUGCCAGGCCGUUUCCGGUUCCAAUACUGCUGCUUGCUUUCCCUUAAGACCAACCAGGUACACCGUACUGUUCCUUCUCGACGAGCUGUGAAGGAGACGAGACACCUUGUGAAGCUUGCUCAACCUCCCCAGCCGGCUCAUCAUGAAGUUCUCCCUGACUUCUGCUGCUCUCGCGCAGCUCCUGCUCGGCAUCACCACCCAGCCCGCCCUCGCGGCCCCGAGCCACAGCACGAUCCCGAAGCUGGGCGCCGUCGCCUCAGAGUCCGAUAUCUGCAGCAAGAUCGGCACCGAGCUCCUCAAGAGAGGCGGAAAUGCUGCCGACGCGACGGUCGGCACCGUCCUCUGUGUCGGUGUCGUUGGCAUGUACCACAGCGGUAUCGGCGGCGGCGGUUUCAUGCUCGUGAGGUCGAGCAAUGGCACCUACGAGUUCAUUGACUUCAGAGAGACGGCCCCGGCCGCCGCCUACGAGAACAUGUACACGAACAACACGAGAGCCAGCUUGUACGGAGGUCUCGCUAGCGGUGUCCCUGGUGAGCUCCGCGGGCUGGAGCAUUUGCACAAGAAGUACGGCAAGCUGCCUUGGUCAAAGGUAGUCGAGCCUGCGGUCAAGGUCGCCCGCUACGGCUGGCGCGUCAACGAGGACUUGGUCAGAUACAUGAAGUCAGUCACUCCCAAUGGCAACUUCCUGACCGAUGAUCCGUCAUGGGCCAUCGACUUUGCGCCGCACGGCACCCUCCUCAAGCUCAACGAGACGAUCACGCGCAAGCGCUACGCCGACACGCUUGAGGUCAUCGCAAAGGAGGGCGUCGACGCCUUCUACACCGGUGCCAUCGCCAAUGCGACCAUUGCCGCAUUGUCAAAGUCCAACGGCACCAUGACCAUGGCCGACCUCAAGAACUACACCGUCGCCAUCAGAGAGCCCGCGCAGAUCUCGUACAGGGGCUACAAGCUCACGGCCUGCAAUGCCCCCUCCGGCGGCAUCGUCGCCCUCAGCGCUCUCAACAUCGUCAGCGGAUACGAAGGGUUCGGCGACCCGGCCUCGCGGAACAACACCGUCCACAGACUGGACGAGUCCAUGCGCUUCGCCUACGGCCAGCGCACCAAGCUCGGCGACCCGUCCUUUGUCGACGGUCUCUCGGCCUACACCAAGAGCAUGAUCUCCCCCGAGGUCGGCGCCGAAAUCCGCUCCAAGAUCUCCGAUUUCCGCACAUAUAACGUGUCCUACUACAACCCAGAGGGCAUCGAGUCCCUCGAGACCCCGGGAACCUCGCACAUCGCCGUCGCCGACGCCAGCGGCAUGGCCAUCUCCCUCACCACGACUGUAAACCUCCUCUUCGGCUCCCAGCUCAUGGUCCCCGAGACGGGCGUCAUCAUGAACGACGAGAUGAACGAUUUCAGUAUUCCCGGCUCCAGCAACGCCUUCGGCUUCGUCCCCAGCCCGGCCAACUACGUCCGUCCCGGCAAGCGUCCCCUCUCCUCCAUCUCCCCCGUCAUUGUCGAGCACCCCGACGGCAAACUCUACUUCGUUAUCGGCUCGGCCGGCGGUAGCCGUAUCAUCACCGCCACUAUCCAAAACAUCCACAACGUCCUCGACAGGAACCUGACCGUGUCGCAAGCCCUCGCCGAGCCUCGCUUCCACGACCAGCUGACCCCCAACACGGCUGCUUUCGAGUACGCUUACGACAACAGCACCACGAGCUACCUUGCGAGCUUGGGCACGAAUGUCACCUGGGCUGCACCCGGCGGUAGCACAGCGCAGGGUGUGAGGCUGCUGCCGAACGGCACGUUCGAGGCAGCUGGCGAGCCGAGACAGAAGAACUCUGGUGGAUUCGCUGUCUAAUCACGUUAAAGUAAUUGUAGAGU